GAUGGUUUAAAACAGAUUUCUAGGUUGAAAACCAUUUGCAAAUGUGUAUUUUCUUACAUUUCUGCCUGCCUCAUAUCCUUCCCAAGCUUGUCUACCUUCCCCUUUUCGCCUUCAAUGCACAUGCCCUGGGAGCUUUAGCAGAGGUUGCUGGACCUGGUCUUGAUGCCCUCCUUGGUACCAUCCUUCCUGCUUUACUCACUGCAAUGGGCUAUACUGAUAUGGAGGUUCAAAGUCUCGCCAAGAAAGCAGCAGAAACUGUUGUCACUGUAAUUGAUGAGGAAGGUAUCGAGUUUUUGCUGUCGGAGGAUCUUAAAGGAGUUGGAGAUAUUCAGAUUGCUUGGGAAGCAUUGUUUAGUGAGAUAAGUUCAGUUCCUAAAGGAGUUCUUCCUUCGUAUAUAAAGUUGAUCUUAGAAGAUGCUACCCCUGUAAUGACAAUUGCUCUAAUACUUGUUAGGCCGGGCAAGGGAACAGAAGGAUUAAAGAAAGGUGGCACUCUCAUUGUUUGUCCUAUGGCAUUACUUGGUCAAUGGAAGGAUGAACUUGAAGCCCAUUCAAAGCCAGAUAGCAUUUCUGUUUUUGUUCAUUAUGGUGGGGAAAGAAGUAAUGACCCUAGAGUGAUAGUAGAAACAGAUGUGGUCUUGACAACCUAUGGUCUUCUAACUGCUGCAUAUAAGGCUGAUGCGGAGAGUUGCAUAUUCCAUGAAGUUGAUUGGCAUCGAAUUGUACUGGAUGAAGCACUCACCAUAAAAUCCUGGAGAACUGUGAGUGCUAGGGCUGCAUUCACAUUGUCUGCACAUUGCAGGUGGUGUCUCACUGGUACUCCACUUCAGAAUAAUUUGCAAGAUCUUUACAGCCUUCUGUGUUUCUUGCAUGUUGAGCCAUGGUGCAAUUGGGCAUGGUGGAAUAAGUUAAUACAGAGACCUUAUGAGAAUGGUGAUCGGAGAGCAUUGGAACUGAUCAAGGCAAUUCUUAGGCCAUUAAUGCUUAGGAGAACAAAGGAAACAGAGGACAAGGAAGGGAGGCCAAUUCUGUGUUUCUUGCAUGUUGAGCCAUGGUGCAAUUGGGCAUGGUGGAAUAAGUUAAUACAGAGACCUUAUGAGAAUGGUGAUCGGAGAGCAUUGGAACUGAUCAAGGCAAUUCUUAGGCCAUUAAUGCUUAGGAGAACAAAGGAAACAAAGGACAAGGAAGGGAGGCCAAUUCUUGUCCUGCCACCAACUGACAUCCAAGUCAUUGAGUGUGAACAGUCGGAAGCAGAGGGUGAUUUCUAUGAUGCCCUCUACAAGAAAUCUAAAGUCCAGUUUAACGAAUUUGUAGCACAAGGCGAAGUUCUUCGCAACUUUGCAAACAUUCUUGAGUUGCUACUCAGACUGAGACAGUGUUGCAACCAUCCUGAUCUCUAAAACAGUUUAUUUCCCCUAAAUCUGCAGCCGGGCCG
Molecule: messenger RNA, 1435 nt
Organism: Ipomoea nil (Japanese morning glory)
Lineage: Eukaryota; Viridiplantae; Streptophyta; Magnoliopsida; Solanales; Convolvulaceae
Product: putative SWI/SNF-related matrix-associated actin-dependent regulator of chromatin subfamily A member 3-like 3
Exons: 17
Coding region: 42-1400 (452 amino acids)
Molecular function (GO): ATP binding; ATP-dependent chromatin remodeler activity
Source: RefSeq, a predicted model, not a curated record